GUAGUGAUGGAGAGGUUCAUGAAAAGCUUGGGUAGUGAAAGGAGUAGAGGGAAAUUGCGCCAUUUAUGGGUAACAGCCUAUGUAAAAAAAAAAAAAAAAAGGGCAGGAUGAGCAAGUAAAUUCACAAGUCAAAGUAUUGGGGGAUCCACCCACCCACCCACAUCACAGUUGGUAGUUCCUGAAAAAGAUGCAUGCGUUCAACGCUGUGACAGUGUAUGUAGAAUCGAGAGCAGGAUCAGGAUCAGGACCAAGUUCAAGACCAGGACCGAGAGCAGAACCAAGAUCAGGACCAAAGAAGACCAGGAUGAAGAUCUUGCAAUGCCCUGGCAGAUGAUCCCCUCACUGCUUUUAUUUCUCCUUCGUCGACCCGGCACGACACUAUAAGGCAGGAUGAAAGACAGGUUGCGUGAACUGCACACGGUCAUCCAGCAUUCGGCGGAUGUCAGUGAGGUAAAUGGUGGAGAAGAUGGAGCUGAACAGGAUCAGGAGGCCGUGGUGUUCCAAGCUGAGGGAACCAUGGAGGACAUCUUUACAGAGGCACAGUCCAUGAGAAAGGAGAUUGCAGCACUCAAAAUGGACGUGAAGCGGCUGGGUAAGCAGAACACCCGCUUCCUUACCUCGGUCCGGCGUAUCAGCAGCAUCAAGCGGGAUUCCAAUGCCAUCGCCCGUGACAUCAAGACCCGGGGGGAGGCACUUUACAAGCGCCUGCAAAAGCUGGGGGCCCUCAGCAAGGACCUGGAGGACCAGUAUGGGAUAAACGCCGCUGUGGUUCGGAUGGUACGCUCCCAGUACACCUCCUUGACCAAAAGCUUCCAUGCGGCCAUGACCGAAUACAACGAGGCUGAGAUGACCCAGAAGGAGAACUGCAAAGCACGCAUCCAGAGGCAGGUGGAGAUCAUGGGCCAGGAGGUAACAGGUGACCAGAUCGAAGAGAUGAUUGAGACAGGGAAGUGGAACGUAUUCUCGGAAAACUUGCUGACUGACGGGAAGACAGCGCGUUCUGCUCUCAACGAGAUCGAGAACCGCCACAAGGAGCUCCUGGAUCUGGAAAGUCGCAUUCGGGACAUCCAUGACUUGUUCUUUCAGAUGGCCCUGCUGGUGGAGGAGCAGGGGUGUAUGCUGGAGAACAUUGAGACCAACGUGCUUUCCACGCAGAAUUAUGUGAGGACAGCCAACUCCCAAAUUAAGAAAGCUGCCAAGUACAAGAAGAAAAAUCCUUGCAAGCAGCUGUUCUGCUGCUGCUUUCCUUGCUGCAAAUAAUGUAGUGAAGACACAGAGGACAUUUCUUGUUUUUCAUUCCAUUUCUGUGAACUUAACUAAAAGGUUGCAUAUGUACAUAAUACUGAUGAGGUCCACCAGUUUUUUUCCUCUGUCAAGAAUUCAAAGUGAUGCAAAUUUGUUGCGCUUGUCUUCAUACAUCAUCACCACAGUGCAUACAAACGUGCAGGAACAAUGGGAAAUUCGGAAACGAUGACCAGACAACUGGCUUACCAUUUCAUACUUCUUUAGAAGAGCCUUACAUUUCUUUUUUUCUUCACAUGAAUGUAGAAAUAUAACACUUGAAAUAGUGAUAGGAAAAAAAAGGCUACAGCUUAACCGCUGCAACAUGCGUGCAAAAAACUGUCAAGCGCUUUACAGUAUCUGGUUGUAACUGUUAAGAUAACAGCAGUGCUGUUGUUACUGUGAGAAUUUAACAUGCUAGAACUUUCAGGUGAACUUUCACUUGAAUUUCUCUUCGUGUUUCACCAGGAAAUUCCAUACUUUCUUACACGCAUUCAUGUAAUUUUACAUUCUGAUGAAAUAUAAGUGAACAAGUAUGCAGAAUUGUUUGUAACUUCAGCUGCCUUCCAUAUAUCAGAACUGAUGAAUAUUUAUCUUUCAAUAAGCACAAAUGUAAUAAUAUUUAUGUGAAUAUUAACAAUUAUUUUAAUAUUUGUGGAACUCUAAAAUUUAUCAAGUUUCAACACCUAACUUUUUUCAUUGAAGUCUUUGACUUUUUUUAAUGGAUAUUGUGAAAGAAAGGCUUGUGAAAUACGCAGUGUUGCAAGAAAGUGCAGUUAAGCCUGAGAGUGUGUUGCACAAUUAUUUCAACAUAUACUGAAUUUGCAGCAUACAUGUCACAGGCAAUAAAGUACGACUGGAACUGCUGUGUCUAAUUUAAAUGCUCUGCUGUGUAUUUCAUGUAUUUCUGAGAAUAUUUUGCAUUGUCUGGCAAAGAGUCUGUAUUUUGACAGAUGCAAUAUUUUCUUUUAGUCAAAAAUAUGUAAGAAAAUUUUCCCUCCUAUUAUAACUGAAAAAACA
Molecule: messenger RNA, 2301 nt
Organism: Scleropages formosus (Asian bonytongue)
Lineage: Eukaryota; Metazoa; Chordata; Actinopteri; Osteoglossiformes; Osteoglossidae
Gene: stx11a
Product: syntaxin 11a
Exons: 2
Coding region: 391-1260 (289 amino acids)
Biological process (GO): exocytosis; synaptic vesicle fusion to presynaptic active zone membrane; intracellular protein transport
Cellular component (GO): presynaptic active zone membrane; SNARE complex; plasma membrane
Molecular function (GO): SNAP receptor activity; SNARE binding
Source: RefSeq, a predicted model, not a curated record